AUAUUUUCAUGGUUUGGCAAAGGACGACCUGAGUUGAUGGUUUAAUGCUCUUGUCUGUGUUGGUGCGUAAAGAGUGUUUGCGCAUCCCUAUCGGCUGUAUUGUCUUUUCGCAUUGCGGAUGGGAGGUAAAUACACGUUUUAGCAGGUUGCCAAAAUCAGUGAUGCAAACAAAGCCUGAUAUAUUCUUGCUCCGAUGAGGAGCCGGAGGCUACUGCAUUUGGCUCUGACUGGGAGAUGCACGCAGCACUAAACUCUCCACAUGCAGCGUCUGGAGAAUGCGGACAAGUGCUCUGGGCAUGGUUGGGAUUAAAUGGACGGAUGUCCUUUGCAAUACCUGUUGAGGAGUGUGUGAACAUAUUUUAUCAUUUCGCGCGAUGUGUUUAAACGAUGCCGCACUGCUUUGCAAAUGUUCCACAAUUCAAGUAGAGGACUCUUUGCCUUUCUGCUGAUGCUGUUGGAGUGGACCAAACCAGGGCUAUCUAACCCCCUGCGUCCGAUCUGUGACCUGCGGGUCCUAAAACACUUCAUUGAAGAGGCCAGAGAUGCUGAGGCAGCCAUGCUGGCAUGUAAAGAAGGACGUGGUCUUGCAGAGCCCGUCACUGUUCCCCAAACCAAAGUAGACUUUAACGUCUGGGAGAGGAAAACUGCACUGGAGCAAGCUCAGGAGGUUCAGUCUGGCCUGUGGCUGUUAAACCAGGCCAUCGGCUCGCUACGAACGUCCGUCACCAACACAGCGCUCCACAGCCACAUAGACAACAGCCUCAGAAACAUCUUCAGCAUCGGACAGGUGCUGCGCAGCCUCAACAUCCAGGAGUACACCCCUCCAGCAGGGGGAGUGGCUGGAGGUGAGGAGACAUGGCGGGUGUCGUCUGCUUCAGAGCUCCUCCAGGUCCACGUUAACUUCCUGCGAGGCAAGGUGCACCUCUUGCUGUCCAACGCACCCAUCUGCCACCAGGGUAGCAGCUGAUUGGGGCUCUCCAAGGCAGGGCUGAACUGAUUGGAGCUCCCUCUGGCAGGGGGGGCGGGCUCUUACACUAUUGACCCUGCUUGUUGCCAGGUAGAAGUCUAAAAGAGGAGAGUGUGUGAACCAGAUCCUCUCAGAGGAGAAUGAAGCUAUGUGGACAGAAUAGUUCCUAUUGGACCUUUAAAAGAACAAGAGCAGGUAGCACCUUGUGAAUAUUGACAUGAGGGAGGAAUGUGGUGAAGAAGUCAACAACGAAUGGGGCCAAUAUAAUGCACCGCUCUACGGCUCUUCAGUACUGUGUGUGUGUGUGUGUGUGUGUGUGUGUGUGUGUGUGUGUGUGUGUGUGUGUUUUAGCAUGGACUGUGAGUUCUCACCGCCAAGCACUGGACAACCCACGUGGAUUGCACCUGAUGACACCUUGUUGGAGUUGUUCUGCACUGUACCUGACUGACAGCAUUGACAGCCUGUCAAAGUCCAGGAGGAGGAGGCCUAGCCUAUACCACAAACUCUUCAAACUUCACCGCCCACCUCAUUCUUAACACACAACACUUUUCCAACUGCUGUUUAUUGGUGUCCUUAAAUGAAUUUUAUAUUGCUCUUUGUAAUUACUUAUUUAUAGUUCUACAUUUAAGCUCGACUCACUGUCAUGGCGAAAGUAUUCUGAGAGACAUACUGUAACUAUGAAUUAGAGGCCGCCGUUGGGCUCCAUCGGUUAAUCAUAAUCACUAUAUAACGCCACUGAACCAUGUUGUAAAGAUAUUUCUAUACGUCAAUAUCCAACUGUUCACUCCUGUCUGUUACCCUUCAUAGAAUAAAUGAUCUGUGUGUUUGUA
Molecule: messenger RNA, 1797 nt
Organism: Oncorhynchus mykiss (rainbow trout)
Lineage: Eukaryota; Metazoa; Chordata; Actinopteri; Salmoniformes; Salmonidae
Gene: epoa
Product: erythropoietin a
Biological process (GO): nucleate erythrocyte development
Cellular component (GO): extracellular region
Molecular function (GO): cytokine activity; hormone activity; erythropoietin receptor binding
Source: RefSeq, a predicted model, not a curated record